AUGGCUACGGACAAGAUCACUUUCCUGACCAACUGGCACGCCACCCCGUACCACGCCCCCCUCUACCUCGCUCAGGCCCGUGGUUACUUCAAGGAUGAAGGCCUCAAGGUUGCCCUGCUCGAGCCCAAUGACCCCUCCGAUGUGACUGAAAUCAUCGGUAGCGGCAAAGUCGACAUGGGCUUCAAGGCCAUGAUCCACACGCUGGCGGCGAAGGCUCGCAACUUCCCCGUGACCUCGAUCGGGUCUCUGCUCGAUGAGCCCUUCACUGGCGUCGUUUACCUCAAGUCCAGCGGAAUCACCGAGGACUUCCGCUCCCUGAAGGGCAAGCGCAUCGGCUACGUCGGUGAAUUCGGCAAGAUUCAGAUUGACGAGCUCACAAAGUACUACGGCAUGACCGCCGACGACUACACCGCCGUGCGCUGCGGAAUGAACGUGACCAAGGCCAUCAUCCGCGGUGAAAUUGAUGCGGGUAUUGGUCUCGAGAAUGUGCAGAUGGUUGAGCUAGCCGAGUGGCUCGCCGAGCAGAACCGACCCCGCUCCGAUGUCCAGAUGCUUCGCAUUGACCAGCUCGCCGAGUUGGGCUGCUGCUGUUUCUGCUCUAUCCUGUACAUUGCCAACGACAAGUUCCUUGCCGAGAAUCCCGAGCGUGUUACCAAGUUCAUGCGUGCUGUGAAGCGUGCUACGGAUGAUGUCUUGGCUGAUCCGAACACAACUUAUGAGGAGUAUGUCGAUUUUAAACCUAUUAUGGCGACUCCUGUCAACCGCAAGAUUUUUGAACGUUCCUACGCCUACUUCAGUCAGGACCUCAAGAAUGUCGCUCGUGACUGGGAGAAGGUCACUCGCUACGGCAAGCGUCUUGGUAUUUUGGAUGAUAACUUCCAGUCCAACUACACCAACAAGUACCUAUCCUGGGAUCUGGAUGCGGAUUCUACUGAUCCUACUGGUGACCAGAAGCGCAUGGCUAAGCUUCAGGAAGAGGUGGCUGCCAAAGGUGGCUUCCAGCGUCUGGAGGUUGCUGCGGCUUAA
Messenger RNA from Penicillium odoratum, 1026 nucleotides. RefSeq names its product NMT1/THI5 family protein. Gene Ontology annotation, biological process: thiamine biosynthetic process. The record is from RefSeq and is a predicted model, not a curated record. Bases 1 to 1026 code for a protein of 341 amino acids. NCBI's taxonomy places the organism in Eukaryota, Fungi, Ascomycota, Eurotiomycetes, Eurotiales, Aspergillaceae. The transcript is spliced from 3 exons.